UCCUUAAAGUAGUGGGUAGCAUCUCAGCUAAAAUUUAGUAGCAUGAAUACAGAUAAUUCUUGAUUAAAAUAAUGAUGUGGCCAAUGUUUUAUUUUUUCCAGAAAUUGGCAGGAACAUUAUCUUUAUUUUAGCAAUAGCAGGAGGGGAGGCCCCUACCUAAAUUUUCAUUUAAACAACCCCAAUGGGGGUUGACAGUACAACUGAGUUCAUGCAACAGAAACAAAGACAGAGGUAGCAAAACUGAAGCAUCAAAAGAGGUUAGUCUGACCACAGUUCGAUCCAUGAUUUGUCCUAGUGCUUUUCCACACUAUUGCCUCUGUUUAUCCAUCAAAAGAGGAACCAUGAUGUUGUCGAAGGCUGUACGAUUUGGAGAUUUCUUCUAUUAAUCAAAGAUGUGCCAGAGUAUGCAAUUCAAACACAUUAUCAGUCAAACAUAUGUACACCUUGAUGAAUUUUGGUGACCUGCAAGAUAUAGAUUACUCUAAUAUGUGGUCUUGUGCUGCAGGCACCUAAGAAUGAUGUGCUACAUGCCAAUGGUAAUCAUAAAUUACUUGCUCUUCGUCAACAAUGCCAGCCGAAUCAUGCGAAAUGGAAUCAUGUCCGAAUGGUCCAACCGAGGAUAGUUUCUACGGUAAUAACCACCCAAGUCCAAACGACCCAACCGUCACCAACAAAGACUCCGUCCGAGAAGCUAGCUCACUGGCAAACACAGGACAAGCUAGAGCCAAGGCAGGGGAGAAGGAAGGGAGGGAGGUAGAGACCGAUGGCCGUGUCAGGCUCCGGCGCGGCCGUCGACACGGGCGAUGCCGAUGCCGACCAAGCCCGGCUGCACCAGCUCGGCUACAAGCAGGAGCUCAAGCGCGGCCUCUCUGCCAUGUCGAACUUCGCCUUCUCGUUCUCCAUCAUCUCCGUGAUGGCCGGCGUGACGACGACGUACAACGCGGGGCUGCGGUACGGCGGGCCGGCGUCCAUGACGCUGGGGUGGCUCGUGGUAGCCGCCUUCAACGGCUGCGUCGCGCUGUCCAUGGCCGAGAUCUGCUCCGCCUACCCGACCUCGGGCGGCCUCUACUACUGGAGCGCCAAGCUCGCUGGCAACAAGUGGGCACCGCUUGCUUCGUGGAUCACCGGCUGGUUCAACAUCGUGGGCCAGUGGGCUCUUACGACGAGCACAGACUUCUCAUUGGCGCAACUGGUCCAAGUGAUCAUCUUGCUUGGCACUGGUGGAGCCAAUGGCGGUGGCUACAUGGCCUCCAAGUACGUCGUCUUAGCCAUCCACGGUUUCUUUCUCAUCAUGCAUGGAUUAAUCAACAGCCUUCCUAUCCGGUGGCUCUCCUGGUUUGGCCACCUCGGCGCCUUUUGGAACACAGUAGGUGCCUUUGUGCUGGUGAUCUUGAUUCCGGCCGUGGCCAAGGAGAAGGCGAGCACCGAGUUCAUCUUCACACACUUCAACACCGACAAUGGCAUGAGGAUCCAUGGCAAGUCUUAUAUCCUAGCUCUAGGCCUUCUGACAAGCCAAUACUCUCUGCUCGGCUACGAUGCAUCUGCUCACAUGAUCGAAGAAACGAAAAAUGCGGAUUGGAGUGGCCCAAUCGGGAUCAUCACUUCCGUGGCUCUGUCGACCAUGUUCGGCUGGAUUUUCUUAGUGGCCCUCACGUCGAUCGUGACAGACAUACCAUACCUUUUGAGUCCCGACAACGACGCCGGUGGCUAUGCCGUUGCUCAAGCUCUGUACACCUCCUUCGACAAGAGGUACGGUAGCGGUGUUGGGGGUCUUGUCUGCGUUGGGAUUGUCGCUGUCGGCAUAUUUCUCGCUGGCGUCGCCUGCAUCGCUAGCAAUUCAAGGAUGGGAUAUGCCUUCUCGAGGGACAGGGCAAUGCCAUUCUCCCACGUGUGGCAUCGCGUCAGCCAGAACGAGGUGCCCCUCAAUGUUGUCUGGCUCUCUGUGGUAGUCGCCUUCGUCAUGGCUCUCACGUCGUUGGGGAGCCAGGUGGCGUUCCAGGCGAUGGUGUCGAUUGCAACACUUGGACAGUAUAUCGCCUACGCGCUACCCAUCUUCUUCCGCGUGACAACGGCACGAAGGUCAUUUGUGCCGGGGCCAUUCUACCUGGGCCGUUACGGAGUAGCGGUCGGCUGGGCAGCGGUGCUAUGGGUGGCUUUUCUCACCGUUCUCUUCUCACUGCCUGUAGCGUAUCCGGUUGCCAAGGACAACUUCAACUACACACCCGUGGCCGUUGGAGGCGUGUUGCUGCUCAGCAUGGUCGCAUGGGUGGUCCAUGCCCGGUUCUGGUUUCAAGGGCCGAUCACCAAUGUCGAAUUGUAGGAAUUAAUUCUUUACGGUUUGGUCUGUUUGAUAUUGCAUGGAAUUGAGUCGAUGUUCAUGUCUUCUUGCAGUAUACAAGACAUUGUUACUGGCAGUAAAAUCAAAAUAAUUACUUAAAAGUGCCAAACAAUUUAGAUUGAGAGAGUAUUUUGCGGUUUAACCUUUCCAUUUCACAACAGUUAUUCAACCUUUCGUGGACCUUGUGUCAAUCUAUCAUGUCGUCAAUAAGAAUACAAUUCUGAAUUCAGCUGAAUACCUUUCGCCUAGAUCCGAAGCGGAGCUAGCGCGGUGAGCGGAUUUUUGGUUGUGGUUCCUGCCACCUGCCGAUGGAAGAAGACGAUGUAGAGUUGGUGAAUGUUGCAGCCCAAAAACAUCUUUUAGCAAGGGACUACUCUUAUUCCAAGGUUUGUCUUUUAUGAUGUUGGAUGGCCUUUAUGUUGUUUGGAUAUAUUGUUUGCGGAGGCACAACCUCCAAGCCUCAAGGAACAUAUGCAGUUUUUAUUUUUGCAUUGUCUUUUUUAUUAGUUGGUGGAUGUCUGUGUUCUCCAUCCCUGUGUAUAUUUGUGUGUACAUUUUCCUUAAUCAUUUGAAGGCAGAUA
Molecule: messenger RNA, 2919 nt
Organism: Brachypodium distachyon (stiff brome)
Lineage: Eukaryota; Viridiplantae; Streptophyta; Magnoliopsida; Poales; Poaceae
Product: amino-acid permease BAT1 homolog
Exons: 9
Coding region: 764-2320 (518 amino acids)
Biological process (GO): transmembrane transport; gamma-aminobutyric acid transport
Cellular component (GO): membrane
Molecular function (GO): L-lysine transmembrane transporter activity; L-alanine transmembrane transporter activity; gamma-aminobutyric acid transmembrane transporter activity
Source: RefSeq, a predicted model, not a curated record